Mustela lutreola (European mink) is the source of this 1206-nucleotide messenger RNA. RefSeq names its product DAN domain BMP antagonist family member 5 (gene DAND5). Gene Ontology annotation, molecular function: morphogen activity. Lineage: Eukaryota; Metazoa; Chordata; Mammalia; Carnivora; Mustelidae. Gene Ontology annotation, biological process: determination of heart left/right asymmetry; signal transduction involved in regulation of gene expression. The coding region runs from base 19 to 591 and encodes 190 amino acids. The record is from RefSeq and is a predicted model, not a curated record. The transcript has 2 exons.
UGACUGACAGACGGACGGAUGUUCCUCGGCCAGCUGACCACUCUCCUGAGCCUGCUCAGUGGGACCCGGUUACACACGGGCUCCGGGAGGCCUGGACUCCUGGGGCCCCCACCUCAGCUCUGGGAUGCCACCAAUCAGACCCGGGCCCUGGGCCAAGGGACCCUAGGUUCCCAGGAACAGUUCUCUGCCCUCAGCAGCUGGAAGGCCUUCUUGGGCCUGCAGAAAACUGGGCCGCUGGGGAGAGGUAGCCAGCACCAUGGGCAGGAGGUGGCCCCGACCGUGUCUCUGCCACUGGACCCGCAGGAAGUGGCCCAGGAGAUGUGCAAGGCUGUGCCCUACACUCAGGUGCUCUCCCGGCCCGGCUGCUCGUCAGUUCACCUCCGCAAUCACCUCUGCUUUGGCCGCUGCUCCUCCCUCUACAUCCCCAGCUCGCAGCCCACCCCGCUCGUCCUCUGCAACAGCUGUGUGCCCGCUCGCAAGCGCCGGACCCCUGUCCUCCUGUGGUGUCGGGCGAGUCGCCCAGACUCCCGUCGACGGAUGAAGACAUCUACUGUGCUGGUUGAAGGCUGUCAGUGCAGCCCGAAGGCGUGAUCUGCGCUUGAUGGACAGACACACAGACGCAAACUCCUUGGGGAGAUGCGGGAGUGGGGGGGACGUGCCCAGAAGACGCUGACCUGGAUCAUGAGCACUGGGUCAAGAGACCGGGGACAAAGGAACAGCCAGACAGGGCUCCAGGGACACCAGAUGUAUCCUCACUGGGGAGGUGGGGGUGUGGACCACUCACAGUCAUAGCACACAUUUUUGGAGCACUCUGUUUGCCCCGUCCCGCGCUGAGUGUUUGACACCCACUACUUCACGUCCUCCUCGGAGCAGCCCAAGGAGAUACGGGUUGGUAUCAUCCCAUUUCCCAGAGAAGGAAACUGAGACUCUAGGAGGCAAAGUCACUUGCUCAGGUCACACAGCAAUAAGUGACAGAUCCGGCAUUCGAAUCCUAGGCCGCGUGGCAACGAAUUUUAACCACCAGGCCGGACCCCAUCUCAUCGAAUGGAAGACACGCUCCCAGCUACCAGGAGGACGGAUGCUCCUGCGCAGAGUAGGCGACACAGGGAUGACCCAUUCUUGGGACCUCAAGAAACCAAGGCGGGGAGGCCCACGGAGCCGCGGGGGGAAACGUGUGCUCCCCAAGUCAGGGGCAGGACCAUGUGA